This is a messenger RNA of Miscanthus lutarioriparius, 894 nucleotides long. The record is from the annotation of a GenBank genome assembly. Lineage: Eukaryota; Viridiplantae; Streptophyta; Magnoliopsida; Poales; Poaceae.
AUGUCGCAUCCAUCUGAUGGGGCUCCGCCCGGCGUGCGCUGGGAAGACCCCAAUUCUGCUUCUAUGUACUCGUUCCCUAUGUUCCCGGUGGCUGGCGGGUGGGAGCAAUCAGAGUCGUCGUCGUUGGCUUGGUUGGAAAAUGCGGGAGUUCAUGGGCAGCGGCGGCGAAUUAUUCCUCCCAAUGUCGCGGCCACUGCAUCAACCUCCUUCCCCAACAUGAGCUCUGCUAGGCAAUGUUCUGAAGAGAGUAUAUGCAGAACAAGAGCCUUGAUAGCUCUGAAAAUUACAGGAGAGGGUAGAAAUCAAAGUGGCUUGUCUAUCGAUGAUAAGCAAGCAAACGCAUUGGCCAUGUUCACGGAAGAAGACAAGAUGCACCGGAAUUUCCCGUACAUCCAUUGCUGGAAAAAAUUGAAAGACCAAGCUAAGUGCAUCAAUAGGAACAACCCGAGUGGAACUCAGAAACCAGCACCCAAAAAGCAAAAAACCACCGCGAAAUCAAGUUCUGCACAACUAGUUGUCAGUAGUAAUGUUGAUGAUAGUCAGCCCGCAGUGCCUACGCUGGACAGGCCUGUAGGGAAGAAGAAGGAGAAAGACAAAUUACGGCAACGUUCCAGCAUCGAAGCAUUGGAUUAUUUGUUGGCGAAAAAGAAAGAUGCUGAUGUGGAGAAGGAAUUGAAGAAACAGGAGAGUGAGUUGAAGAAAGAGGAGAGGUGCCAAAAAGUUCUUGCUUUGCAGGAAGAAAGGUUAAAACUUGACAAAAAAAAGUUUGACUUUGAGCGGGAUAGAGAAGAAGAAAGAAUUAUGAAUGUUGAUAUGAGUACCAUGUCAACCGAUCAGCAACAGUUCUAUGCGCACCUAAAGGCUAAAAUACUUACAAGACAGCUUAAAAAUUAG